AUAAAUAUGACUUCUGAUUAAUUCCAAAAUCUGUCAAUUUCUCUACUGUAGUUGGAUUCAGCUUUCUUAUGAGGCCCGCGGCGAGGCAACGGCGGCGCUCCGAUCUAACCCUACCGAUGCCGCAGCGCGACACCUCGCUGGCCGUCCCCCUCCCUCUCCCGCCGAGCGCCUCUUCCCCUCUCCAAUUACAGCACUCCGAGCUCGAGCGCGUGAGCCGCAUCGGCAGCGGCGCCGGCGGCACGGUGUACAAGGUCCUCCACCGCCCCACCAACAAAAUCUACGCCCUCAAAGUCAUCUACGGCAACCACGAGGACGCCGUCCGCAACCAGAUGCGCCGCGAAAUCCAGAUCCUCCGCGACGUCGACAACCCUAACGUCGUCCGCUGCCACAACCUAAUCGACCACAACGGCGAAAUCCAAGUCCUGUUAGAGUACAUGGACCGCGGAUCGCUCGAGAGCCGCCACAUCCCCAACGAAUCCCCCCUCUCCGACCUCUCCCGCCAGAUCCUCUGCGGAUUGCACUACCUCCACCGCCGCAAAAUCGUCCACCGCGACAUCAAACCAUCCAAUUUACUCAUCAAUUCGCGAGGAAUUGUGAAAAUCGCCGAUUUCGGAGUCUCGCGAAUCCUGGCACAGACCAUGGACAACUGCAAUUCGUCGGUGGGGACGAUCGCCUACAUGAGCCCCGAGCGAAUCAACACCGAUCUCAAUCACGGGAGAUACGACGGCUACGCCGGCGAUAUUUGGAGCCUGGGAGUCAGCAUUCUCGAAUUCUAUUUGGGGAAAUUCCCCUUCUCCGUCGGGAGGCAUGGGGAUUGGGCGAGUCUAAUGUGCGCCAUUUGUUUGUCUCAGCCGCCGGAGGCGCCGCCCACCGCCAGCCGCCAGUUUAGGGAUUUCAUCGCUUGCUGCCUGCAGAGGGAUCCGGCGAGGCGGUGGACGGCGGCUCAGCUGUUGAGGCAUCCGUUCAUCACUCCGGUGACUGUGACCAAUCAUCCUUCAUUUAACUAAUAAUUUACCUGUUAAUUUUAUAGAAAUGAUCUUGUUUAGCAUGAUCAACAAUGUUAUAUCGAGGUUCGGUUCGGUUGCCAUGACGUAUCUUAUAUCUUUUCGGUUUUAUUUGUCUUAAAAGCAUGAUGUAACAAUUUAUUUAGGCAUGAUGCCAGAAUUAGAUUGUAUCCUUUGAUUAACUAAUUUUACUUCAGGGCUCCUGUGACUA
Salvia hispanica is the source of this 1215-nucleotide messenger RNA. Lineage: Eukaryota; Viridiplantae; Streptophyta; Magnoliopsida; Lamiales; Lamiaceae. The record is from RefSeq and is a predicted model, not a curated record.